Microplitis demolitor is the source of this 4144-nucleotide messenger RNA. RefSeq names its product 97 kDa heat shock protein (gene Hsc70Cb). The transcript is spliced from 11 exons. The coding region runs from base 516 to 3011 and encodes 831 amino acids. Gene Ontology annotation, biological process: protein folding. Gene Ontology annotation, cellular component: cytosol; nucleus. NCBI's taxonomy places the organism in Eukaryota, Metazoa, Arthropoda, Insecta, Hymenoptera, Braconidae. The record is from RefSeq and is a predicted model, not a curated record. Gene Ontology annotation, molecular function: ATP binding; ATP-dependent protein folding chaperone.
UGAAUGAAUCAUUAAUAGCGUUAAAGUGUAGCGUGGCGCGAGAUUUUCUCGAAUAUUCUAGAGCGUCUUUUUAUUAAAUCGAACCUAUACCCAUACAUUAGUAUACCACAUACUAGCGCCAUGAUUGGCCAGUUUUCAACGGCAGUAAAGCGAACACCGUCAUACAGGAAAGAUCUUUUUCUAACAUAACUCAUAACUCACCAACUCAGCUACUAUUCCUCGUAAGAGUUGUAUCUGCUCGACAUCACUCCGACAUUAUCGUGCAUCUCGUGUCUUGUCCAGAUAAUAAUUUAUAAAUAAAUUAUCAUAUAAAUAAAUAAAACUUUCACUAACCGAUCAACGUUUUAUCAACGAAUUAACUUAAAUAACAUAGAUAUUUUAUUUAUUAAACAGAUAAAUAAAUAAAAUAAAAGGUUUUACUGUGAUCAAGUUGAUCAGAAAGUAAAUUAAUUUAACGUGGUGGCGAUCAUUGUGAUUCGAGAAGGAGAAAAAUAAAAUAAAAACGAGCUGUUACUAUGGCUGCUAUGUCCGUCAUCGGGAUAGAUUUUGGUAACGAUAGCUGUUAUGUUGCCGUUGCCAGAGCCGGUGGUAUUGAAACAAUAGCUAAUGAUUACAGCUUAAGAGGCACACCAUCAUGCGUGGCAUUUAGCGAAAAAAAUCGUAUCCUUGGUGUUGCGGCCAAGAAUCAAAUGGUAACUAAUAUGAAAAACACGAUUUAUGGAUUCAAGAGACUGUUGGGAAGAAAGUACAAUGAUCCUCAAGUUCAACAGGAACUAAAAAAUCUAAAUUAUUAUACUUCUGAACUACCUGACGGAGGGAUUGGUAUUCAUGUACAAUAUUUGAGAGAAGAACAUGUUUUUACACCAGAGCAAAUAACUGCAAUGUUGUUUACUAAAUUAAAAGAAAUAUCUGAACAUGCUCUCCAAACAGCCGUAAAUGAUUGUGUCAUCUCAGUACCUUCGUAUUUCACUCAAUUCGAACGUCAUGCUCUUCUGGAUGCUGCACGUAUUGCUGGACUAAAUGUGCUCCGUUUGUUCAAUGAAACAACAGCAACUGCACUCUGCUAUGGUAUUUACAAGCAAGACUUACCUGCACCGGAUGCUCCUCCGCGAAACGUUGUUUUUGUUGAUUGCGGUUACGCAAGUCUCCAAGUUAGCGUUUGUGCAUUUAACAAAGGAAAACUUAAGAUGUUGGCUUGCUGCUCAGACAGCAAUUGCGGGGGAAGAGAUAUUGAUCGUAUUCUUGCUAAUCAUUUCUGUAAAGAUUUCCAAGCUCGUUACAACAUUGAUCCGCUUAAUAACCCCAAGGCCUAUAUUAGAUUGCUCGCUGAAGUUGAGAAAUUAAAAAAACAAAUGUCAGCAAAUUCAACCAAGCUUCCGAUUAAUAUUGAAUGUUUUAUGGAUGAAAAAGAUGUUCAUGGUGACAUGAAACGUGAAGACAUGGAGACUAUUUGUCAUCAUCUUUUUAAACGUGUUGAGGCAGUAUUAAAAAAGUGCCUUCACGAUUCUGGAUUGAAAUCUGAAGAUAUUCAUUCUGUGGAAAUUGCCGGUGGGUCUAGUAGAAUUCCAGCUCUAAAACGAUUGGUAGAGGAAGUAUUUGGAAAAUCAGCAUCAACAACAUUAAAUCAAGAUGAAGCAGUAGCACGUGGAUGUGCACUCCAAUGUGCCAUGUUAAGUCCAGCUGUACGUGUUCGAGACUUUUCCGUUACUGAUAUUCAGCCGUAUCCGAUUAAAUUAUCAUGGGAUCCAGUAGAGGGCGAACAAGGAGAGGUUGAAAUAUUCGGUUACAAUCAUCAAUUCCCAUCCUCAAAGUAUUUAACUCUUAAACGUGAUCGUCCAUUUACUUUAACUGCCAGCUACGCAACACCAAUCCCUACAUAUCCAGAUAUUCAUAUGGGAGUAUUCCACAUAAAAAAUGUUAAACCCACCCCUGAAGGUGAGCCUUCAAAAGUUAAAAUAAAGGUCCGACUAAAUUUAAACGGUAUACUAACAAUUGCGUCAGCAUCAAUGACCGAGAAACGGGAGUUGACUCAAGAAGAGAAAGAAGAAGAAGAAAAACAACAACAACAACAACAACAACAGCAGCAGCAAGCUACAAUGGAGACAGAUCCUACAGCGCAACAGCAAGACAAACCUGAUCAAGAUGCUCAGGCUAACGAACCACCAGCACCAGAGGGUGAUGAUAAGGGUGAAGACAAAGGUAAAAAGAAAUUACCAGUACGUUCAAUAGAUCUUCCUAUUGAAAUUCAUGCCGGAGGACUAUCGCAGAAUGAAUUAGAUACUGCUAUGGAAAAAGAGGGUAAGAUGGUCGCUGAAGACAGACAAGAGAAAGAAAGAAUUGAUGCUAAAAAUGCUCUAGAGGAAUACGUGUACGAUUUGAGAGGUAAAAUUUCUGAUGAAGAUCAGUUGGGACCGUACGUUACUGACAAUGAACGAGAAGCACUCAGCCGAGUUCUCGAUCAAGUUGAAGACUGGCUGUACGGAGAUGGUGAAGAAUGUAAUAGACAAGUUUAUGUUGAUAAAUUAACUUCAUUAAAGGCACAAGGAGAACCCAUUAAAGAAAGAAAACAAGAAUACGAAGGAAGAAAAUUAGCUGUCAAUGAUUUAGCUGGUGCUUUACAAAUUGCAAAAAAGACUUAUGAAAAUAUAAAAGCAUCGUUAGGUAAAGAUGACAAAUACUCACAUUUGACUGAAGAUGAGCUCAAACAAGCUGCAAAAACGAUACAAGACAAAUGGACGUGGUUAGAAGAAGCACGUGUCGUUAUGGCUGGUACGGCACUUACACAAAUGUGCAGUAUCACUGUAGCACAAAUUCGUAGUGAGAAACAGGCGUUAGAUAAUGUCGUUCAAUCAAUUCUCAACAAACCAAAGCCUAAAGUAGAACCACCGAAAAAUGAUAAAUCAAAAGACAAAACUGCUGAUGAACAUAAAAAUCAUCAAAAUGCCCAAGGUGACGGUCCUAACCAGAAUAAUCAACAACCCACGAAAGACGAAAAAAUGGAUGUCGAGUAACAAUUAUAAUUUCCUGCAUUUAUAUAUAUAUACAUAUAUAUAUAUAUAUAUAUAUAUAUAUAUAUAUAUAUAUAUAUAUAUAUAUAAACAUAAAAUCAUUCGGAAAAAAAAACCAUCUAACAUUAAUUAAUUGAAUGGAUACUAAUUAUGACGAGUACUUAAAAAGUUAUAAAAUAAUUUAUUCUCGUCACUACACACAAGCGUUUGAGCCUCACGAUUAAUAUUUGAUGACCACACUUUUUACUACAUUACAUAAUUUAUAUAAAACCAUUUACAAUAGUGAUAAUCAUUUUUUUUUUUUUUUUUUUUUUUAUUUUUUCUUUUUUUUCGUUACUCGUUUUAUAUCUCGUCACUCUAACAUUAGAUAACUAAAAACUUUUUCUACUACCUCACUCGAGUGUUAUCGUUUUUGAAACAUUUAGAAAAAAUAAAAUCGUUGAAAAAUUUAUCGUCUAAUUUAAGUUUUCUUGGGUAAGAAUUGAUAAGUUGAAAUAAAUAAAUAAAAUGGAAAAAAAAAAUUAUAAUGUCAAUAUUAUUAUAAAUAAUCACAAUAAAAUAAAUUAAUUAAUCAUUACCACUAAUAGUAACUAUAAUAUUGGCCUUAUUUUAUUGUGAGGACUGUGACAAAUAUCAGACGCUGUCUUUACCGAUAGUAAAAAAAAAUAAUAAAUGAUAUUUAAUUAAUUAACUAAACAAAUUAAAUUAAGGUUUAAAUAUGUCGCAGCUUAUAAACGUACAAAAACAUAACAAGUGUUACCUCGCUAGCAAAAUUUAAACAAAAAAUUAAUAAAAACAAAAAAAAAAUGGUUUAAAUAAUGUCGCAGGCGAUUAACGUAUUUAAUAGUAGUAUCAUUACAUAUUAUUCAUUCCACCUACUGAAUAAUAAGGAUGAAGUAAAUUUAAAUUUACUUUAAUUAAUGGUACAUGUGUGUUGCAUUUAUUAAGUAUCCUUUAAAUAAAUUCAUUAAUUAUUCAAUUAUAUAUUUGAUUUUAUAAAUCACUAGUAGCAAGUUUUGUUAUUCACUAGAGUUAAAAUCAAUUUAUUAUUAAUAUAAUUAUUAUUGUAACUAUUUAAUUAAUUAGGUAUCAUCUAAUAUCGAUAAUAAAUGGUGUACAUAAUUAAUUGACACUUU